Molecule: messenger RNA, 3001 nt
Organism: Amoebophrya sp. A25
Lineage: Eukaryota; Dinophyceae; Syndiniales; Amoebophryaceae
Source: the annotation of a GenBank genome assembly
GAUGUCUCCUUUUGAUUUCCUUGACGAAUAUGAUGUCAAUUGAGUUUAGUAGCUCCACGUUGAACACUCGAAGUCAACUUCUCGUCUCGUACAUACUCAUACAACUGUUCAGGAAACUUCUUAUUCUUUGUCGUGUAAAAACAUAAAGACAGAAAACAAAAUGGUCAGUAGUUCAUCUUCGUCUUCCCCUCCUCCUCCUCUUGGAAGUAGAGCUUCAAAUCCCGUUCUCCCGGGAGAAAAAUCCGGAAACGCUACCCCCAUGGAACAGGCGAAAUGGUGCUUUUCGGAAGAGCAGCUGAUGUUAGCUGGCGACAUUCUUUCCAAAGAGGACCAACGUCUCCUAGAGGAGAUGUGUGAUAAAGAUUCCACCAUCGCGGAGAUCUGGGAACGAUAUGGACGUCUGCUGAAGAUUCGCAAAACACUGGAGCUGAUAAAUCAACAGCAUGAAAAAAGUGAAAAGAAGAAAAAGCACCAGAAGAAUAAGGAUACAAUUCAUGAUCAUGACGUCGCUGAUGUUGGUGAAUGGGAAGUACUCCGGGACUUCGACGGGAUCCGCACAGCAAUGCGAAUGGAUGCUCAGUAUGCAGCUUUUAUGGUGUGGUAUAGGUUGAUCUUGAUGCGGCUGUGGAUGGCAACAAGAUUUCGACUAAACGGAAAUCAUUUUGAAGAAAGUUUGAUGUUGCAAACAUUCUGCUAGUCGUGGUAGUCAAAAUGAAUACUUCUACUUGUUUCACCUAUAAAUUAGAAAGCAGGUCGCAGCGCCAAUAUUGGCGGGUGGCAAUCUCAAAUAGCACCAUUCUUCUUCCCCUUCCUCAUCUAAGAAAGGCAGUAGAGAAGGAACUCCGAAGAAAGAAGCCUCGGACAAAGAAAAUGGCCAAAAAUCUCCUCCGUCCUCUCCCUCUGACAAUACGAAUCGAGAAAACCGCAUUUAUUCUUUUGAAGUGGAAGGAAGUUGCGACAUCGAAUUUUUUCCUCUAUUGUCAAUCCUGAACGAAGCCGACUUGUAUCCUUUGUGGAUCCCAACCGUAAUGGGUCUUGGCUUAGUUCGCGCAGACAUUUUGGAGCGUGUGUCAAGGACUAACUUUGUGGUGCGUCUUCUUGUUAAGCUGCCCUUUCCUUUUGCUUGGCGACGUUGUACCUUCAGGAUACGAGGAUGGGACUCGAUGACGCCGAGAGAUAGUCCGAAACAAGUCUUGAUCCAACUAGAUUCUCUCUCGGAGGAAGCAGAGGCUUUGCUGGUGGCUAAGAAUAAAAGUGGUGGCUCUGGUGCUUCAACAUCUACAACCGGCGGGAGUGGAACUACUGAAUUUGGGAAGAAAAAGAAUGCCUUUUCAACAGCCACUGAGAGUGCGGGUGGGCGUGAGUCUGCGACGAAUGCUGUUGACCACACGCACAGCAUAGUAAGGCUAGCAAGUGGAGAAGCCUCCAGUGACGAAUUUCACAGUGCCAAUGAACAGACCGAUUCAGAAAGUGCACGCGCAACUUCCGAAGUAAUGAGUGUCACAGAUUUCUUAAAUCUAUCUCCAAAUAAAUUUGCCGCUGGUGCUACAGCACCUACAUCUACAACUAUUAGCCCAGAAGGAGGUACUGUGGAAGAGAAAACCAAGGACAAUAAACGUCCUAAGGAUCUUCAAAAGGAAGAUGAACAAGCGGGAAUAAAAGAACCGAGGAAAGCGAAACACGAACAAGACGUUGACGACCCUUAUGCAGGUUCCAAGUAUUGCAAAAUACACAACAGCGCUUUGCUGAUAACCCCUCUGGGCGAACACAGCACUUAUGUGAGCAUUUUCGUAAAUCUGGUGCCUCAAAUUGCGGUCAUUCCGCAGUUCUUGCUGAAUUUGGCAUUUAGAAAUUUGGCUUUCCUUAUCGUGGAGAAGAUUCGUGCGGCCAAAGAAGUAACUACAGCGCCACAGUACCGCGAUCGGCAACAGGAUCCGAGGAAUAGCUUCUACACUUUCAUCAAGCGGCGCAUGCGUGUCGAUGUCAGUCAACAAUGGUGUCCAGGUGAUGUGCCAAAUGAGGUCGAAAACCUACUUGAAGAUGUUGCACAUCAGAGAGAUCGUGAAGAUUUUGGUCGUGUCCGAAACUUGGUGUUGGAUGCGCAACAAGCGAAACAGAACGGAAGAAAGAGUUCUUCAACCAAGCAAGAUGCAUCAUCAUCUUCUGUAGAAGGUGUCCUUGUACGCGACUACAUCAAGAAUGAACGAAGAGUGACAUGCCUAAACGCUGUAGUGGGUCUCAAAGUGCGUCCUGGUUUAGAUUGGGACAGUAGGUUGGGGAAGAAAGGCCAGGAGGAACAAGAGAUCGCAUCAGAAGCUGAAUUUGGUUAAGGAUGACUGUCCUACUAAAUAAUGAAAGUAGAGGAAGAGAUGAAUGUAUUGAGUAGGAGGUGGAUAACUGUGUCGAAGAGGAUCGAUGUUCUCCACUACAAAGCAUUAUCUUCAGCAUUGUGACACGCUCUUACAAAAGAGUAAGAGUCUUCAUGCGCUUUAUUCUCCUCUAAACCCGAAUCAUCGAGUCCCUGGAUUUGGCCACCGGCACUGUACGCGUAAAAUGGUCCGUGGCAGCAGGAUGGAUCUCGUCAGCAAAGGCCUUUGUGGGCAAGAAGUACCGCAUUGGGCCGGAAUUCCACGACUUGGCACUUUUCUUCGAGGGAGAUGGAAAACUUUGAUGAAUGUGGCAGUGGCUGAUUCUCUGGUAGAAAAGCUUUGUUGAAGAAGAUGCCUACUUGAGGCUGAAGCCCAAGCAGCUAGGGGAAAGAUCAAGAUGUACCUAAAUGGACACUAGUGGUAGUGGACAAUACAUAGCGAUAACGCAAUAGACGCGUUUCCUCAGUGUAAUAAAAAGUUUCUGGUUCCCACAAGAACUUCUUCAUCUGUUUCUAAAAGACUGAUUAUGAUUGGGUACAUUAUAUCACUCAACGAAAGAAAAUAAAUGCGGAUAUUAUGAUUGGGUACAUUAUAUAUAUGACUCAACAACGUCGCAAAUUUUCCGCGCACAG